CUGUUGAAAUAUAUUGACAAUAAUUCUUGAUAAGAAAGAGAUAUAGUUUUAUUCACAGCUGGACCUAUUAUCACAAUAGUGUAGAAAAAAUGAGACACAAUCAAUGUUUACAAAUGGUGGACAGAGAAAAUUAGUAUCGUUUCAAAGGUUUUUUUUAUGCUAUCUGCGGACUUAUUUCUGUUUAUACAGUGAAUGAUGGAUGUCACAUAUGGUUUACUAUCGAACCUGGUGAAAACUCGUUCAAUACAAAGAGUUUUAUCACCUAUUGCAUCCCAGAUUUCAUUGUUGAUCAUUCUGAAUGAGUCUGAAGAUGGAACACAGAUGUUACAAGGAGAGAUGGUUCCAUGUGCUAAAGCUGUCAUGCAGGCAUCACAUAAGCUUGUGACUGUAGCUAAACAACAUGCUCACACAUCCACUGAUCAGGAGUUUAAAGCACAGACUGUGGGUGCUUGUGAGGUACUGGAGUUGUCCAGUUCCAACCUAUACAUUGCUUCAGAGAGGUUAGAGGCCUCUAAUUCAAGCAGAGAAGCCAGGAACAAGUUGGUCCAAGCAAGCAAGGAUGUUCUACAGGGAACCAUGAAGGUUUUGCUGGUGGCUGAUGAUGCUGAGAUACGCAGACUUAUAAUGGCAACACAUAUUGUCACUGAAAAACUGAGUUCACUCAACAACUGUAUAAACAUGACUGAACUGGUGCAGAGAUUUAAGGAAUUUACAGACGCUCUAGCUGUGAUGACUGGGAUUUCUGACAAGAGACAAAGGGACCUUAUCCAUUCCAGACAAAGGGAGAGAAUCAUUACUGCACUGAACAUUUUAAAGAAAAGUAUAUCAUCACUGAGUGUAGCCAUGCAAAAUUCUGUGAAAUACAGCCAUAAUCCUCAAGCUCAGAUAGGUAAAUCAUAUAUAGUCAAUGAAAUCCAGUCUGCUUUAGGAGAUAUUGUUGAUGCUGUACAAAACAGAGAUACAGAUGAAGAAGAUAUAGAUUUAGAACAACCGGGCAAAUUUGUCUCCAGCAUUGAUAUGGCACUUGAGGCCCUAGGUGAGGAAAAACGGAGUGACCUUCAUGUUGACCUUGAGAUGUGGACAGAGGAAGCGGUGAGGCACAGUAUGACUGUAGCCCACCUGUGUUAUGAUAGUCAUAGAGAUCUGAUCAUCAAAACCUGUCAGAGGGUAAUUCAAGUAAAGAGUAGAGUCAUACAGGUGUAUAAAACAGUGAACAGUGACAGGGACGAGACACAAGCACGGGGGGAUUAUGAUGAUGUCUGUGAACUGUUAACUGACGAGUUCUGUGAACUAGAGAAGAACGUGAACAUAUCUCUGUUACACCUUGUUGUUGAGUUCUUCAAAGAAACCACAGAGCCACUUGAGAGACUUGUCAAGAAAGCCGUGUAUUCUGACAUGGAUGGUGUACUGGACCAUAGUGAUGCAUGUGUAGUCGGUUUUGAAGAUCAUGCAGAGAAGGUAUGCCAGAUAGCUACUCUAGCUGCUGCCAGUUCUACAGAUGCUAGAAGAGUACAUUCUAUAAGAACCAGUGUACACAGACUAGAGCACCUGGAUCCAGAGAUUGUACCAUCAGUCAUUUCCAUUUCGCGAUCUCCGCAAGAGAAAAGUGUGAUGAGGCAUUUAAAACUGCUGAUGAAGGAGUGGACAUUUGAGCUGACCAAUCUCAUCAAAGUCAUGGAUGAAAUGACCGACCCUAAAAUGUUCAUGUUGGUGUCAGAACGUAAGGUUGAGGAUGACAUCAACACAUGUAAUGGAUGUUUACUGAUCACAGACCAAGCAGGAUUUUCUGUGAUGCUACAGGCUGUGAUAGGUCGGAGCAGACGUGUAGCGCAGGUUGCCGAAAGAAUUGUAGAUGCACAUGAAGACCCACUGUUCAGGAAUGGUUUAAUGGUGUUUAUACAGAAACUGAAGAAAGCAAUAACAGCAGUUAGAACUUCUGGUGGUAAUGUGUCUUCAGAAUUUACGAAUAAGCUGCAUCAAAACACAUUGAGACGGAGGUUUGAUCUACUGCAAGAUUCUCUAACCAAGGUUAAAGCUGGCCUCAGUGAUUCCAACCAUCCACAUGUUCUCAGUCCACUCAGAAGGAAUGUACGAGGAUCUGAAAAACUUGUAAAAAGAUUAAACCAAGACCCAUUUCUUUCUGCACUACCUCACCUGUCAAAGUUGAAGCAUUCCACUGGAGACCGUAUCAUAGCAACAUCGGUCCCAAAACUGAACCUUGCCUCAGUAGUCCGAGAGGACAGAAUAUCACCUCAUUCAGCAGCCAAUCAGAUAAUAGAAUCAGAGAGAAUAACGCCACAGUCAGCGGCCCUUCAAAAGACAGAGAUGGGAAAGAGCAUGAGCGUAUCACAGAUUACUGCAGUUUAUCCAAAGACAUAUGCAUGGAGGCUUGCCACUGACCUUGUAUCCUGGUCAACUAAAGGUGACAGGGACAAAGUGAACCUCCUUUGUGGAGAUCUACUUGGCUGGACCAAUCAUAUUGUAGAUGUUUCUAACAUAGUUCUAGUACACUGUACUGAUCUAAAGAAGAAAAAGGAGUUGGAGAGUUUAUGUUACUGUGUGGACCAGUCAGCACCAGAAUUGUUAGAAAAGGCAAAAUAUGUUCUACAUGGUGAUUUCAGUCAACUUAAUGGUAUGAAAACCCAGGCUGAUGAUUGGGCUACUAAGGUUGAACAAGUGAGAGUUUAUGUUGAUAUUACAGUAGAGACAUGGAAAACCAUUACAGACAAAGUUUGUGAUGCUGCUAGACUGCAUAGAGCAGAUCUAGUCAAACAUCAGUUGGACAUAGUUCAAGGUCAUAUUGUUGCAUUGAAUGACCUUGUGUCUGUUGCUGGGAAACUGAGAUGGGAAAACCAGGUCAAAGGUCAAGAUAAGAUUGAUUCUUUAUGUGAAGAUGUAAAUGAAGUAGAAAAUUUAGGAGUGACCUUCAAAACUACAGCAGGAAUGGUUGCUGAACAAGGUUUAAAGGACCAAAAUGUUGAACUGGACCAGUUAGGAAGAGAGUGGUGUGUGAAGGUGUAUAAAAUGACAUCAGAUAUUGAAAGUCUCUGCAGCGAACUCCUUGACCUUGGUGUACAGAAGAAAAUAUGGCCGACUUUACAUGUGCAAGAAGGACUUGUAGAUACUCUUCAGAAUGAAAACAAAAAACUCAAAGAUUUGUUGAAGAGUGCUUGCUAUGGUGAUGACAGUAAAAAAGAAUUAUACAAGGAGUUUCUGGCUGAUAUGGUUGAUUGUGUUGAAGAGCUGAAAUGUACCUCAUUGGCAAGGAAGUCUGGUCCAGGAUCAACCUUAGCAAGACCUAGAUACACUAGUCUAAAUAUAGGUUUAUAUAGAGGAUUUUGGAUACUUAAGGCAGUGCAAUGUGUGGAUCUAGCCAGACAGCAGACGUGUAUGUACAGCGGAAGUGUAGAUAUUAUCAUAGAGAAAGCUUUUAUACUUAAAGCUGCUGCUGGUUCUGAGAGAGAAAUACACCUCCAGGAAUUCAGCUUUUUGUUGACCCAGUUCACAGACAUUGUAGCAACAGUUAGAAAGAGAGUUCUUCAAGGCAUACAACUCUCGUCUGAACUGGGGAAAAGAUCUGUGGUUCGACAGUGCCUUGACUCAAUAAAUACAUUGCUACCGGAGGUUGUUGCUGUGCUGAAAACAUUAGCAGAUGUGAACAGUUGCAGUCACCAUGGUGAUGUGUUAUGGCACAGACUAUUGUGGUGUGCUCGAGUCUACCACCUUGUAACAUGUCUACGUCAGAUGACAGAUGUCAGGGCAGCUAUCAUUGAUGAGAUAGAAAAGCUCCUGCGACCACAAGACAUUGUUACAGACUAUGAUGAAAUCUGUGAGAAACUCAGCCUUGAAGAUUCAUUAGGUGUUGCCAGGCAACAAUCAAAUCAAAUUGAUUCCCAAAAUAGGACCCUUUUUCCAGGAAAUGGUGAAUGUGCAAAGCAGGAAAUUACACAGGUGAAAAAGUCAUUGCCUGGCAACCUUCCAAGAUCUCCCUUAUCGCAAAAUUCAAAUUUUGGCAAUAUUCCAAGACCUACGCAGCAGACGUCAAAGAAGCAGGGGUCAAAGCUGAAUGAAGGCGUUCACAAUCAUCUGAACUUUACGCAAUACAUACCAGACCAGGGACCAAACAUUGAAAACUUCGACCCAGUUGUGGUUGAUUUGAAAGCCGUGGAAGAGCAAAUUUUAUAUAAUACAAGCCAAGCUCUAGAACAAACGAGUACACAAGACUCUCCCACUGUGAAGUCAGUUGACAGGCAGACGGAAAUGAGACGUCCAAACCAGAUGUCUGUGUCAGCUUUAACACCAACCCCUGUCAUCGAUCGUCUUUUGAAAGAUGCACAGUUUAUUGAGAGACAGACAGAAAAAUGGGAAGACGAGAGCAACCCAAUAGUAAAAGUUGCAAAAACAAUGGCAACCCAAAUUAAACAGAUGACACAGUAUGUGAAAUAUGAAGGUCCCAUAAAUAAUCACCUCGCCUUGGUUGAGACAGCGAAAGCUUUAGCGGAGAACAGUGAUAAGGUGCUGCACUUUGCACACAUCCUCAUCAAAUAUUGUGUUGAUAAGAGAUUUUGUGAAGAUUUGCAGUCCUACUGUUUACAAGUGCCCACAGUGAGACAGCAGCUACUGAUACUGUCUAAUGUUCAGCUGGGAACGGCAAAAGCCGAUACAACAUUUAGAAUAUAUGAAAAUUGUGAGGCUGACAGAAUAUUGGUUCAGAAUGCACAUAAUUUGAUGAAGCGGAUCUUACAGACAAUAUCAGCAUGUGAAGCAGUCUGUGUUAAGGGUUUGUCUCCUAUGGUGACGGAGGAUUCAGAAAGUUCCAUACUGCUGGCAACAAGAUGGCGACAAAAAUAUGUUGCGCACCGCCAACAGGGAGUUCUGGAUGGUGAUACAGAUGAACUUGGACUGAGAAUCGUAGAAGGAGAUGAUCUACCACCAUCUCUUACACAGAUAUUCCAGACUUGAUACAAUGGCAGAUUUUAGAAACACUGCUGUUAACCGACUCGGAAGUGUCCAGUGAAGUUUUCUCAAACUGAAAAUUGUCUAAGAUUAGAAUUUUUAACGAAAACAGAUUUGUUUUUAAGACAAUUUAUUUUUAAGAAAAAGCCCUAUUUUGGGGGAGAUUUGUAGUAGAAAAAAUUUAGGCCAGUAUUAAGAAUCUCGGUAAUCGUCUGAAAUUCUUCAGGCAGAUCAUUGUUUGUAAUAUACGCAAAUUCUUACUAGGAAUGACAGUAUAGUACUGUGAAAUCAUAAGCCUUUAGCCUGCUAAAUUUCUAAAAUAGACCGAUCUAUCAUUCAGCUUGGGCAGUACCAGUUAUUAUUCAAAGGGGUGUUCAAUGAAAAUUUCCUGACUGCACUGGUGGCAAAGGUAGAAUCACUUGCCACAAGCAGGCUAAAGUUUUAUACCACUGGGGACUAAUUUUUGUGUAUUUUGAAGUAGGGUCCAUCAUAGAAAUUUAAUCCCAGCCAGCAUGUAAAAUUUGUUUACAUUUAAAAGUGGAAGUGCACAAAUUUAUAUCCCCACAAAAUAGUUAAUUGACAGUAGUAUUACAAAAUGAUAUGAAUUCACAGUAUAUAGUGUGAAAAUGGGUAAAUAAGUAACAGUUGUUGAUAUUCAAAUUUUUUUUUUUUUUUGGCAAUAUUUUAUCUCUGUAGUAUAGGGAUCUACCCAAGUUUCUUGCCUAUGACUGAACAAUUCCAUAAAUUUCUUACUUUAAUCAGUCAUUGCAUUUCUUACAGGGGAGGUGCUAAAAUUUUAUACUAAUGUAUUAUAUUACAUGUACUUUCAUUUUAAAUUAGUAAGUAUACUUCAUUUUUUUAUCAUCUAAUUCUGUCUCUUUAUACAUGCAUAAUAAGUAUACAGGACUUUUAUAAGUGAUAUUGUUACGUCUGCUGACCUUGAAGUAUCGAAAAUUUUAAAAGUCUGUCAUCCGUGGACAGUUUUUAGCUCAUCUGAUUUUUUGAAAAAAAAUGAUGAGUUAUUGUCAUCACUUGAGCGGUUGUCGGCGUCGGCGUCGGCGUCGGCGUCGGCGUCUGCGUCGGCGUUGCCUGGUUAAGUUUUAUGUUUAGGUCAGCUUUUCUCCUAAACUAUCAAAGCUAUUGCUUUGAAACUUGGAAUACUUGUUCACCAUCAUAAGCUGACCCUGUAUAGCAAGAAACAUAACUCCAUCUUGCUUUUUGCAAGAUUUAUGGCCCCUUUUGUACUUAGAAAAUAUCAGAUUUCUUGGUUAAGUUUUAUGUUUAGGUCAACUUUUCUCCUAAACAAUCAAAGCUAUUGCUUUGAAACUUGGAAUACUUGUUCACCAUCAUAAGCUGACCCUGUACAUCAAGAAACAUAACUCCAUCUUGCUUUUUGCAAGAUUUAUUGCCCCUUUUGGACUUAGAAAAUCAGUUUUCUUGGUUAAGUUUUAUGUUUAGGUCAGCUUUAAUCCUAAACUAUCAAAGCUAUUGCUUUAAAACUUGCAACACUUGUUCACCAUCAUAAGUUGACCCUGUACAGCAAGAAACAUAACUCCGUCCUGCUUUUUGCAAGAUUUAUGGCCCCUUUUGGACUUAGAAAAUAUCAGAUUUCUUGGUUAAGUUUUAUGUUUAGGUCAACUUUUUCUCUUAAACUAUCAAAGCUAUUGCUUUGAAACUUGCAACACUUGACCAUAAUAAGCUGACCCUGUACAGCAAGCAACAUAACUCCAUCCUGCUUUUUGCAAUAAUUAUUGCCCCUUUUGGACUUAGAAAAUCAUUUUCUUGGUUGAGUAUUAUGUUUAAGUCAACUUUUCUCAUAAACUAUCAAAGCUAUUGCUUUAAAACUUGCAACAGUUUUUCACCAUCAUAAGUGGACACUGUACAUCAAGAAACAUAACUCUAUCCUGCUUUUUGCAAGAAUGAUGGCCCUUUUUAGACUUAGAAAAUCAUGGGUAGGACAAUAUUUCUAUUACACUAAAAAAAAUCAGAUGAGCGUCAGCACCCGCAAGGCGGUGCUCUUGUUUGUUAUUAGCUCGACUAUUUGAAGAAUAGGUAGAGCUCUUGUUUAGAUAAGGAACAGUAGUAAGGAUAUUUAUUCUAUGUGCCAGUCCCGUUUAAAUGAAUCAGAGCUGCUUUACAAACAACUGUACAUGAUAGCCAACUUUAGUGAAAACUUUGUAUGUCUAUUUUAUGGAAAUAAGGUUUUCUUUAUGUCUUAAAACCUUUUUUUUGAAAUCCUUCACACAUUUAGUUAUACAAAUAUUAUGUAUUUCAUUUAGUUUAAAUCUGAUAACUAGUAUUUAAAAUUAGCUUUAUAUUUUUUAGCCCCAUAUCUGAAUAUUACAUUUAUUUGCAUACCAUAAAUAUAAGAUCUAUAAGAUCCUAUCAAACCUUUAUUAUAACCCCCCCCCCCCCACCACCCAAUAAACUUGGUGGAGGGGAAGAGUUAUAAAGGAAUCAGCUUUGUUCUGUCAUGUCUGUCUCUGUCCCAUUUCAGGAAACUGUACCAUCUCUGAAACCUAUACCAAUACAAUUUUAAAACUUACAGUAUGCCUUAAGGAUUGUAAGACAAGUUCAUAUACCAGGUCCCAUUACUCCAACAUAUUUAGCUCGACUAUUCGAAGAAUAGUCUAGCUAUUCUACUCACCCUGGCGUCGGCGUCGGCGUCACACCUUGGUUAAGUUUUUGCAUGCAAGUACAUACAGCCAUCAAUUAAAGGCAUAUAGCUUUGAAACUUAUUUUUUCUUUUUCUAGAUCAAUUACCAACCUCUCUGGGUCAAGUCCCAUAACUCUGACAUGUAUUUUGAGCAAAUUAUGCCCCCUUUUGGACUUAGAAAAUUUUGGUUAAAGUUUAACAUGCAAGUUACUAUCUCCAAAACUAAUGCAGAUAUUGAUUUGAAACUUCACAUGUGUCUUCGGGGUUAUAAAACUAGUUGAUAGCAGCAAGUCCCAUAACUCUGACUUUCAUUUUGGCCAAAUUAUGCCCCCUUUUGGACUUAGAAAAUUCUGGUUAAAGUUUUGCGUGCAAGUACAUACAGCUAUUUCUAAAAUGCAUAUAGAUUUGAAACUUAUUUUUUCUUUUUCUAGACCAAUUACCAACCUCACUGGGUCAAGUCCCAUAACUCUGACAUGUAUUUUGGGCAAAUUAUGCCCCCUUUUGGAAUUAGAAAAUUUUGGUUAAAGUUUUACAUGCAAGUUACUAUCUCCAAAACUAAUGCAGAUAUUGACUUGAAACUUCACACGUGUCUUCGGGGUUAUAAAACUAGUUGAUAGCAGCAAGUUCUAUAACUCUGACCUUCAUUUUGGCCAAAUUAUGCCCUCUUUUGGACUUAGCAAAUUCUGGUUAAAGUUUUGCGUGCAAGUACAUACAGCUAUUUUUAAAAGGCAUAUAGAUUUGAAACUUAUUUUUUCUUUUUCUAGAUCAAUUACCAACCUCACUGGGUCAAGUCCCAUAACUCUGGCAUGUAUUUUGAGCAAAUUAUGCCCCCUUUUGGACUUAGAAAAUUUUUGUUAAAGUUUUACAUGCAAGUUACCAUCUCCAAAACUAAUGCAGAUAUUGAUUUGAAACUUCACAUGUGUCUUCGGGAUUAUAAAACUGGUUGAUAGCAGCAAGUCCCAUAACUCUGACCUUCAUUUUGGCCAAAUUAUGCCCCCUUUUGGACUUAGCAAAUUCUGGUUAAAGUUUUGCAUGCAAGUACAUACAGCUAUUACUAAAAGGCAUAUAGAUUUGAAACUUAUUUUUUCUUUUUCUAGAUCAAUUACCAACCUCACUGGGUCAAGUCCCAUAACUCUGACAUGUAUUUUGGGCAAAUUAUGCCCCCUUUUGGACUAAGAAAAUUUUGGUUAAAGUUUUACAUGCGAGUGUCUAUCUCCAAAACUAAUGCAGAUAUUGAAUUGAAACUUCACAUGUGCCUUCGGGGUUAUAAAACUAGUUGAUAGCAGCAAGUCCCAUAACUGAUAUGCAUUUUGGUCAAAUUAUGCCCUCUUUUGAACUUAAAACUCUUUUGAUAUUAAACCUUUUUGGGUAAUAUUUUCCUGCUUCUGGGACAAUAUUUCGAAUAGUCGAGCUUGGUUGUCUUACGGACAGCUCUUGUUGGAGAAAAUUGUUUCCCUUUUUCACCUGGAAAAUUUCCAAAAUUUCCCCAAAUUUACAUUUCUCUCAUUAUUUUUGAAAACUGUCCAUGCAUUUGAUUGAAACUCCGCACAAAUCUUUUAGGUUAUAGUAAAUUCCAUGCACUGGAGUCAAAGAUACUGCUUUAAAUGUUAAUUAUUGAACAAAAACUAGUUCAAAAAAAAGAUAACUUCAUCAUUAUUCAGGACAGAGUUUUGGCUAUUUAGCUUUUCAGUUCCUCUUACUGACAUGUAUAAUCAUAUCAAGUUACAUUAAAGGUAUAUUAGAUCCAAAGUUCAUAUUUAAAAACAUGAAUAAUUACUUCAUAUAAUAUAUGUAAACAUAAAAUUAACAAGUUUGUGUGUAUUAAAAGUACUAUGCAUUAGGUUUAAAAUAGUACACACUAUACAUGUUAAGAUAAACACAGUAUUGUAAUAGUACUACUAUUAAAGAAACUGGCUGUCUUUUUAACAAUAAACUGUUAUUGCAUGACAUUAAAUUAUGAAUGUAGUUCUAUAUGCAAACUUAAUUUAUAUAUUUAGUAAAGUUAAAUACAUUUAAUAAGAAUUUUAUACAUUUGAAGUAAACAUUUAAAGAUAAAAUAUUUCAGUGAAAGAUUGUCGUUGGAUAUCUUUAACUACAUUGCACCUGUAUCUUCCACCAAGGACUUUUUGAGAUGCAUAGAAUCCCCUCCAGUGGAUGAAAGUUCUUGUCUUUUAAUCAUAAUAUUUUAAUAAAAAUGUAAAAAAUUAUGUUCAGGAAGGGAUAACCAAAAGAGAGUUAAUUCUGUAAAUUUCAUGAUAAAGAUACGGUUCUUCUGCUGUUUGAAACCAUUUAGUAUUAUAAUAAUUACUCAUUACGUAAAUGAGUGUCUUUCAUAUUGAAUUUAUUUAAGGAGUUGAAUAAAAUUAUACAAUGGGAGGCUCUGCUGAGCAUUUUUUCACUUUUAUUCAUCAGCAAGUUAAUAAAGUCAAUGUAGAAAUAAGCAAAUGUAAUAUUCUUUUCAUCACAUGUAAGCUUUUCCUGCUGAAACAUCAAAUUUCUUCUUUCUUUACUUGUUAUAGACCAAGUAAAUUCGACCAACUUCUAUACAUAAACCGACGUCAGCGUCAAAGCUUUAUUACACCAGUGUAUUACCAAAAUUAUGUAAUAGCUUUACUUCACUCCCAUGACGUCAAAUGUGAUAAAACUCCAGCUGCCACAUUGAGCAUAUAAGGUACAGUGAGUAGUAUUUUAAAGUGAACAUUUAUUAUUAUUAUUACUACUACUAUUAUUAUUACAUUUAUUACUAUUAUUAACUUUUAGUGGGGUUAUAACUUCUCUGUAGUGAUAGCGGUAGUUUUUUAUAUAUUCUAAUAUGCUUGUCUCUGUUAAAACACGCUUACGUUAGAAUGACGUCACAUUAACGUGCGGUGACGUCAAAGUUUUUGUUGCGACCAAGAAAGAGCGCUACUAUAUUUUUAUAAGCCCGUUUGAAAAACGGGACGUAUUAUGGGAACGCCCCUGGCGGGCGGAUGGGCGGGCGGGCGGAUCUGGCGUCCACAGACUUUGUCCGGAGCAUAUCUUCUACAUGCAUGGAGGAAUUUUGAUGAAACUUGGCACAGUUGUUCACCAUCAUGAGACGGAGUGUCAUGCGCAAGAACCAGGUCCCUAGGUCUAAGGUCAAGGUCACACUUAGAGGUCAAAGGUCAAAUUCAAGAAUGACUGUCCGAGCAUAUCUUCUUCAUGCAAGGAGGGAUUUUGAUGAAAGUUGGCACAAUUGUUCAUCAUCAUGAGACAGAGUGUCAUGCGCAAGAACCAGGUCUCUAGGUCUAAGGUCAAGGUCACACUUAGAGGUCAAAGGAUACAAUCAUGAAAACCUUGUCCGGAGCAUUUCUUCUUCAUGCAUAGAGGGAUUUUGAUAUAACUUGGCACAAAUGUUUACCACCACGAGACAAAGUGUCAUGCGCAAGAACCAGGUCCCUAGGUCUAAGGUCAAGGUCACACUUAGAGGCCAAAGGUCAGAUACAAGAAUGACUUUGUCCGAAGCAUUUCUUCUUCAUGCAUUGAGGGAUUUUUAUGUAACCUGGCACAAUUAUACACCGUCAUGAGAGGAAGUGUCAUGCGCAGUUCCUUUCUUUAGAAUUACUUCCCUUUGUUGUUACUAUAAAUAGCUUAUAUUGUAACUUCUUCAUUACUAGUCGUAGGGAAAAAUUGAGACCACUUUUCUGUAGUACAACAUGCAUGCUACAUCCAAGUUUGAGGUGUAUUUUGACCAAUCUCUACCUGGUAAAGAUUUUUGUGUGGACUUACAAAUUUUUUUUGGAAUUUUUUUUUUUUAAAGAUUAUCUUCCCUUAGUUGUUACUAUAAAUAACUUAUAUUGUAACUUUUUUUUAUAAUUGACCGCAGGGAAAAACCAAGACCACUUUUCUGUGGUACAAAAUCAAUGUUACUUUCAAAUUUUAGGUGUAUUUUAAGGUCUCUCUACCUUGUAAGCAGCUAGAGUAAAGAAAUUUGCUGCGACGGGCGUAUAUUGUGACAUUCUGGCACUCUUGUAUCUACUGUUUUAGAUUAAGGGCAUAUUAGAAUGAAAUAAUUUAUAGCAAAACCGUGUUUUAACACUAUUUAUACAAUUGGGCGGUUAUACGUAGUACAAAUAAUUUCACUCGGGCUGUGCCCUCGUGAAAUUAUUACCCCCGACGUAUAACUGCCCAUCGUGCAUAAAUAGUGAUAAAACACUCAUUUGCUAUAAAUUAUUUCUUAAAUAAUAAAUGGAAAAUUUUACCUGAAUUCCUUAAUAUCUUGUGGGAAAAAAAGAUAUUAUCACGUAUUUAUUUCCAAUUUUAGUACUAUGCAAAUAUUUUAUCAUAUCAAGAAAAUUAUUUUGGAUAUUUACAAACUUAACUAUUGUAAUAUUUACUUGUUUGUAAUUACUAAACUCAUUUACAUAUUGAGUAUUGUUCCGUCCCUGCAUUUACAUAUGUAUUUAUUCUGAGAAAAAAGCUUGGCAUUGCAUAAUCAUCUUUGUUUAAAUUUAUUGCAAAUAAGUAUAAGUAUUUUGGUAUAUUUACUCUGUGUAUUUAUUCUGUUACUAAUUUUAGCCAUAAUUACUGUCUCAUCAAUUGCAAAAAUGUUAUUUGUGAACCACUGUAGCAAAGUUAUACAUUAUUUACACUUAACUAUGCAAAUAUUACAUUUUUUCAUUACCUCUAUGAUGCCAGUAUAUUAUUGUUCUAAAUAAACAUUAUAUAUUUUUACAAAGUUUUGUUUUUCUUUUGUUCAUGGCGCCUUUGGUCUAUCCAGGUGCCUGCACAAGUUCAAUAUAAUGUCCACAGCUGAUCCUCCUCCUCCAUUAAAGAGUCGCCACAGAACUUUAAACCUAACAAACAGACUUUCACUUAUUCAGUUUAGUCCAGAGGUCUACAGGAUUGUUUGACAUGCCAUUACAUCUACGAUGAACUGCUUAACGAUCAAUUUUGAAUAUGACUGGGAGGUGCUUGUCUGGGACAGACAGUUAAAAAGAUGAGCAAAGGUGCAAUGUUAAAAAGAAAUACAAUUACUAAGAUUAAAAACAUAGAUGUAGAUUAGAUGGUUACAGUUGCCAGCCUCUCGGUAAAUAGAAUCGAGCUGGGCUGGACUGUAUGUGUAGGGGGAGACCAUUCCAAGAA
Mercenaria mercenaria is the source of this 12715-nucleotide messenger RNA. RefSeq lists its product as uncharacterized. The record is from RefSeq and is a predicted model, not a curated record. Gene Ontology annotation, molecular function: actin filament binding; beta-catenin binding. Gene Ontology annotation, biological process: cell-cell adhesion; cell migration. Lineage: Eukaryota; Metazoa; Mollusca; Bivalvia; Venerida; Veneridae. Bases 193 to 4962 code for a protein of 1589 amino acids. The transcript is spliced from 31 exons. Gene Ontology annotation, cellular component: catenin complex; adherens junction.